AUGAUGGUAAUCGAUGGUUGUUUCAUCAUUGCCCUCCUUUGCAAGGUGGCCGGGCUAAUCACCGGCCACAAAGACGAUCCCAUCUUCAACAUGGUCUGGCUGUGGAGCAAGCUUCAGAAUGACUUACUGAUGUUUGAAAAUCAAAUACCAUUCAUCAUCCUCCAACGCCUAUUCGAUCUGAUGAAGGUCCUGGGCGGUCAUGAUUGCCCCUCCCUGACUCGCCUAGCCCUUGAUUUCUUCCAAGGACUGGUGCCCAAGAUUGAAACAGCCACAAAAGAGAACCCCAAUAUCAAACCCAAGCAUUUACUCCAUCUCUUCCACUCUAGCCUACUUCCUACACCCAAAGAAUACAAACCAACAAAGCUAAAUCAAAGGGAGGCUAAUGACUUCAACCUGAUAAAAUCCACAAAGGCACUUAAGAAGGCUGGAAUCAAGUUCAAGAAAGCGGAGGCGGCGGACAGCUUCUUCGACGUGAAAUUCAAAGCCGGCACAAUGGAGAUACCGACCAUCGUAAUUGGUGAAUCCACUAACUCUGUGUUCCUCAAUCUGAUUGCGUUCGAGCAAUGCUACUCUGCAUGCACUGAUCACUUCACAGACUACACCGCUUUCAUGAAUUGUCUGAUCAACUCCCCCAUUGACGUGGGGACCCUCUGCGAGAGUGGGAUUAUCGUGAACUGGCUAGGGAGAGAUCAUGAGGUGGCUAACCUGUUCAAAAUGUUGGCUAAGACAUUAACCGUUUCGACAAACAAGUUCUAUCUCUCCGACGUGUUUUGGGAGAUUAAUCAGCAUCGCCAGACCACUUACGGUGCAUGUAUGGAGAGCUUGAAGAGAUUUUACUUCAACAGUUUCUGGUCCAUUUUCCCUUUUGGGGCUGCUAUUAUUCUUCUGGUCCUUACAUUCUUGCAGACCAUCUUUACCAUGCAUGCAUAUUAUCACCCUCCAUCCUAG
Messenger RNA from Magnolia sinica, 948 nucleotides. RefSeq names its product UPF0481 protein At3g47200-like. The record is from RefSeq and is a predicted model, not a curated record. Lineage: Eukaryota; Viridiplantae; Streptophyta; Magnoliopsida; Magnoliales; Magnoliaceae. Bases 1 to 948 code for a protein of 315 amino acids. The transcript has a single exon.